This is a messenger RNA of Echinostoma caproni, 1302 nucleotides long. The record is from the annotation of a GenBank genome assembly. Lineage: Eukaryota; Metazoa; Platyhelminthes; Trematoda; Plagiorchiida; Echinostomatidae.
AUGUAUACAUGGGUGAUUUGUUCCUACAUUGGCAGUUCACCAUCUCAGGAUGUGGAUGGAAUUUGUCCCAAACUCUGUCGUCCACAUACAAACGCAUUUCGAGAAUCCUUGUCAGUUGCCACUUUACAGGAACCUUCAUUGUUCUAUGCGCACGAUUUUCGUGAAGAUGCAGUGGAUAUUUGUGAACAGCUUCAAUUCGCUUUACCCGGUUCGUGCGGUCUUAUUGAUCGGGGGGUUAAUAUACUUGAUUUUGAAUGCGAGUGUGCAUCAGGUGCAUACGAAUGGAAAACCACACAGGAAAUCCGAGGAUGUUUGCUCAAAGAUAGCAUCAUGGCUACUGAAAGUGAUUCAAAUGCGACCAACUGGCAUGUGCUCUGUACUCCUGACCAGAAGUUUCGCUACUGUGAUCCGAAAAAUACCGACGUGUGCUACUUCCGUUUGUGGAAGGAAUCCAAUGAACCUCAGCUGAAUUUGACCACAUUUGUACGCCAGUCGCGUAACCCGUUUUGCCACUGUAAGAAAGGGUUUGCCGGGAUAUCUUGUGCCGACAAAUUUGAUCCGUGUGUGCAUCUGAUUCCUUUGGCAAUUAAUGACCCAGAAAACUAUAUCAAUAUCCACAUACCAGAUGGACCGCAUUUACCACUCUACUCUAAUGACGAGAUUUCCGGGGCAAGUGGAGAUUGGCUUUGUGGUGUACGGUCAGGACGUGGGAUGUGUAAUCCUACUGGUGAUCCGGAUUCGCCGUUUAAGUGCAUAUGUUCCAAGGGUUAUGAACGAGACGAGUUGUAUAGUGACCAAGACAAUUGCAUGAAAGAUACUGUCACCGACCGGUAUACCGAGAUUGACGGUCGUUUUGUGGUUUCCUGUGGUGACGGAUACUGUUUGAAUAACGGAUACUGUGUGUCCAAGACGAUGACGGACAAACUGGAGUACAACAUCAGUCGAGUCAGUGGCGUGACCAAGACCUCUGAUCAGUUGGAUGUAACAUUAGUAUGUCAGUGUCCGGUUGGAUAUGUCGGAUCCUUUUGUGAUGUAGAAGAGAAUACCUGGUCCGGAUUUUUCAAUAAGUUUCCAGAAGUGGAAAUAUGUUGUCGGACCGUUCGAUGGGAUCUCAUUGCCGUAACCAAAACCUGGUUGACGACUGACAAUUUGGACUCCGAGCUGCGAUUACCAGGCAUGGAGCUAUUGAGGCGUGAUCGUCCAACGCGAGGUGGGGGCGUGUUGCUCUACCAUCAUAACAGCUUGCAAUGCGAGCAAAUUGAGUCCCGUUCGCUGCUUCCGAUACGUUAUGGUGUAAAUUGA